UCAUAAAACACUAGCACAAUGGAGAGAAAUAUACACAGAGUGAAAUGGAGUAUGCACAUUUUUGUUAUAAUUUUUAAUCUUUUGCAAUUACAACUAUUUACUAUUGCUGAUAGAGGCACUUAUGUGCCUUCAGAGAACAUAGUUAUUAACUGUGGCUCAAGUGCAUCAGAAGUUACAGAAUAUGAUGGUAGGAACUGGACUGGUGAGCAAGCACCACCAAGUCGUCUCAAAUUUCGGUCACAGUUCACAUACACAUUCAAUGUAACACCAGGUCCGAAAUUCGUCCGGCUUCACUUCUAUCCAGCUUCUUACUUGGGUAUGGAUGUCUCCAAAGCGUUUUUGUCCGUUACCGCUGGUAACUUCACUCUACUCCACAACUUGAGUGUUCCCUUAAACACGGAUUACUUCCACGUAGCAUAUUUGAUGAAAGAAUUCAUCAUCCAUGUAAGCGGAAGCACUUUGGAACUCACAUUCUCCCCAUCGUCGAAUGCCACUGCUGCCUUUGCAUUUGUGAAUGGGAUUGAAGUUGUUUCAAUGCCAUUUAGCUUAUACUUUCGUUGUCUCAAUGCUCCUCUACCGUUAGUUGGUCACUAUCCUGCACUUUAUUACAUUUGUAAUGAUACUGCCAUGGAAACCUUAUACAGAUUAAAUGUAGGAGGUGAUCAAAUUACACCAAAAUAUGAUACAGGGACGAUGUUUCGCACAUGGGAGGAAGAUGAUCCUUACAUAUUUGGGGGUGAUAAAGGUAUUGAACCCUUCAACAUGAGCAUGCCGAUUUCGUACGCAAAUGGUGUUCCUCCUUAUGCUGCCCCGAAAGAUGUCUACCGCACUUCCCGUUCAAUGGAAACCUUUAAGGCAGGCUUGAUCAACUUAAACUUCAACAUGACGUGGUUUUUCCCUGUUGAUUCUGGAUUCAAGUAUCUUGUAAGGCUUCACUUCUGUGAAAUUUAUAGCCAAAUCACGAAGGUGAAUGAAGUUGUGUUUUCUAUAUACUUAAAUAAUCAAACAGCUGAUGCAAGUUUUGAUCCAAUAAGCGUGAGUGGGGGCCCUGGAGUUGGUGUAUACCAAGAUUAUGUGGUCAUGGUUUCCAGAGCUAGCGAGGCAAAGCAGGAUUUGUGGCUAGAUCUCCACCCAAACAAGUAUUCCAAACCUCUGUACUACAAUUCAUACUUGAAUGGUGUAGAGAUCUUUAAACUAAGCAGUACCGAUGAGAAGAAUCUUUCUGCGCUUAAUCCUUCCCCUCUCGAUAGCAAUUUACGCUCAGGUGUAAAAGCUUCCCAUGCUAUAGUUAAAAACUCAAAGAAACUCACGUUCAUCCUCAUCGUAUGUGGAACUGCUGCAGUGGUUAUACUAGUUCUCCUGUGUCUAAUUCUGUGCAAGAUCAAUAUGCCAAGGAGGAUCAUAUCAUGGUUUGAUCGCUUUUCCAUCAAAACUAACAAUGUCAAAGAAGUAAACAAGAUACCGUUUGGCGCUCAUAUUCCAUUGCAAGAGAUAAAGGCGGCAACAGGCAACUUUGACGAGGCUCUAAUCAUCGGCAUAGGCGGAUUUGGAAAGGUUUACAAGGGUAGUUUUGAUGGUGGGGAUACUUAUGUAGCUGUAAAGCGUGGUGAUUCAUUGUCAGAACAAGGUGCUCUAGAAUACAAGACUGAGAUCGAAUUUCUCUCGAAGCUGCGGCAUCACAACCUGGUGUCUCUUUUGGGCUACUGCAAUGAAGAUGAGGAGAUGAUACUUGUAUAUAACUUCAUGGCCAGUGGAACGCUCCAUGAUCAUCUCCAUUUGAGACAGAGAGAUCAUACCCCCUUAUCGUGGAUCCAACGUCUCGAUAUAUGCAUUGGAGUUGCAAAAGGUUUGCACUAUCUGCACACAGGGACACAGCAGAGGAUCAUACACCGCGACAUCAAGACAACCAAUAUACUCUUAGACCAUAAUUGGGUGGCAAAAAUUUCUGAUUUUGGGUUGUCAAAGUCAAGUUACCCAUCCUUUAGCACCACCAAUGUGAAGGGAAGUUCUGGUUAUCUUGAUCCAGAGUAUUGUAAAUUCCACAAGUUGACCGAGAAGUCGGAUUUAUACUCACUCGGGGUUGUGCUGCUGGAGGUUCUAAGUGCAAGGCCUGCUGUGAGUCAAGGUGACGUAGACAACAACAAUGACGAGCCUCUGAUGUUGGCUGAAUUUGCUAAGUUAUGCUUUGAGAAUGGCAAUUUGGAGCAGAUAGUAGAUCCCAAAAUAGAAGGAGAGAUAGUAAAAGAGUGCUUUGAGGUAUAUUUAGGAGUUGCAAUGAAGUGUUUGGCUGAAAGAGGUGUGGAGAGGCCAUCUACCGGUGAUGUUCUGCAGAAUCUUGAACUCGCAAAGCGAUUGCAGAGAAAUGGUGGUGUUACUCGUGAGAGAAAUACGCAAAGGAAUAGUAAUCAUGCUCUACAGGGCAAUUCUGAUUUGACUCCUGGGAUUGAGUUUUCUGAUCUCAUAAUGCCUGUUGGUAGAUGAACUAUAUAUAUAGUUCCUUAUAUAUUAUUACUUAUCCAUAAAUCUAACAAAAUGAAGCAUUUCAUUACA
Arachis duranensis is the source of this 2550-nucleotide messenger RNA. RefSeq names its product receptor-like protein kinase FERONIA. Gene Ontology annotation, biological process: protein phosphorylation. Gene Ontology annotation, molecular function: protein kinase activity; ATP binding. The record is from RefSeq and is a predicted model, not a curated record. NCBI's taxonomy places the organism in Eukaryota, Viridiplantae, Streptophyta, Magnoliopsida, Fabales, Fabaceae.